Rhinocladiella mackenziei CBS 650.93 is the source of this 678-nucleotide messenger RNA. RefSeq lists its product as uncharacterized. Gene Ontology annotation, molecular function: monooxygenase activity; FAD binding. Gene Ontology annotation, biological process: secondary metabolite biosynthetic process. The coding region runs from base 1 to 678 and encodes 225 amino acids. Lineage: Eukaryota; Fungi; Ascomycota; Eurotiomycetes; Chaetothyriales; Herpotrichiellaceae. The record is from RefSeq and is a predicted model, not a curated record. The transcript has 2 exons.
AUGAAAUAUGCCGGAAAAGGAAGCGGGCCGGAUGGCAUCGCUUACCCUGGCUCCAGCGGCAUCAAUGUUAUUGUCAUUGGCUUGGGUUACGCUGGAGUAACUGCAGCAAUAGAGUGCCAUCGGAAAGGCCACAAAGUUGCGAUAUACGAGCAGACUCAUGGUGUAUCAACAUUAGGUGAUAUGAUCGGGCUCUCCCCCAAUUCUGCAAAAAUCAUUGCGAAAUGGGAUAAUGGCAAGAUUCAUGAGCAAAUAAUACCACAUGCUGGUCAAUACAUCGAGAACAAUAUCUACAGACACGAUACUGGCGAGGUGUUAUAUCGCCAGCCCAUGGCCGGGUACUCGAGUUUCCAAGGGUAUCUGGCUCCACGACCACUACUCAUGAAAUUAUUCGUGGAUCACUGCCGGAAGCUUGGGAUUCCCGUCUUCUUUGGGCAACGGGUGACCGAAGUCUUCGAGGACGAAAAUGAAGCAGGGAUAAUUCUUCAAGGAACGAAGACGAGGAUAAAGGCAGACUGUGUGCUUGCUUGCGACGGCGUCCAUUCGAAGGCUCGGGGUAUUAUCACUGGUUGGCAGGACCGCCCUUAUCCCACAGGUUACGCCACUUAUCGGGCAUGGUAUAGUGCCGAGCUGAUACGUGACAAUCCUAAGCUCCAGUUCCGCUUCGAGGGAGACCAUUAG